Molecule: messenger RNA, 2118 nt
Organism: Anopheles aquasalis
Lineage: Eukaryota; Metazoa; Arthropoda; Insecta; Diptera; Culicidae
Gene: tobi
Product: target of brain insulin
Biological process (GO): carbohydrate metabolic process
Molecular function (GO): hydrolase activity, hydrolyzing O-glycosyl compounds
Source: RefSeq, a predicted model, not a curated record
AGGAGCUUCCUAGCGAAGGCACGGAUCCCUUCGCAAGUGAACACGUAAGUGACUUUGAAUGUGCAGUGAAUCCUUGAAAUGGUGGCCCGUAGUGAUGUGAUCAUGGCAGUGUGCCUGCUGGCACUGCUUCUGCAAACCCGUGCCCAGACCGAGUAUAGCCUUACCUUUAACGAAGCGGCAACAGUGGUUAACCUUAACCUCCAGUCUCGUGAACUGCGGGUUACACAAAACGGUCGACUAGUGCAGCAGAUACGGCUCAGUGCAAACCUUUCGCCGGCGCCACAGCAUGCUGAAACGGCAACCGGAUUUACGCUAACGAAUGGUGAUGGUACCGUUCUAGAGCUUUCGCGCGAUGUCGACCGGAGCGACUACUCGCAGUUCUCGGUCGUGAGGAAUGCUGUACCGCGCAAUGUGGCGAUCGUGGACUGUGUUAACCUGCUCGGUAGCCAAUGGUACGGUGGGCCACAGCAGAAACAUCAGUACUGGCCAGUGCAGAAGCAGCACUAUAACCGCUACAGUAUGCUGACCAAGGAGGCGGACAAUUGUGGCGUUGGGGAUCGAUAUUGGUUGAACGCACUCGGUUCGUUUGUCCACGUGGACCAGUGGGCACCACUGUUUGUCGAUCAAAACUAUGGCCAGCCGGGCUUUUUGUGCCUCGAGACGAGGGCUAGCCUACCGUAUGACACACAUGGACCGAGCUAUGACUUCCGCUACACCGUUGGAGUAGCUUCCGAUGCAAAGGUGGCACACACCGGUGCGGUCCGGGAGCUGUUUGGCCGCCCAACGGGCCAUCCGGCCCAGUCUAUGGUUGCCGAACCAAUCUGGUCGACUUGGGCUCGGUACAAGCGAGACAUCGACCAGACGGUCGUGCAGCAGUUCGCACAGGAGAUUAUCACCAACGGGUUCCGGGGUCAGUACGAGCUGGAUGAUGACUGGGAACAGUGUUACGGUGCACUUUCCUUCAACCGCACCAAAUUCCCCGACAUCCGUGCUACCGUAGCGGCAAUUAAGAAUCUUGGCUUCGAACGAGUAACCCUUUGGAUACAUCCCUUCAUCAACAAGGGCUGUGAGCCAUGGUAUUCGGAUGCGAAGCGUCGCGGAUUCCUGGUGACCGAUUGGGCCGGUAAUACGGACACCGAAUGGUGGAAUAGUCAAAAGGGUCAAGCGGCGUACAUCGAUUUUACGAAGGCGGAAGUCCGCGAGUGGUUCACUGCCCGGCUCGACGCCAUCCUGCAGGAAUCCGGUAUCGAUAGCUUCAAGUUUGAUGCGGGCGAAUCUAGCUGGACACCUCCGGAUCCGGUGCUCAAUGGACCACUGACGCAACGCCCAUCGCAAAUCGUGGGUGAUUAUCUGCGCACGGUCGCUGCAUUCGGGGAUUUGGUGGAGGUUCGAUCGGCCCAAGCGACCCAGGAUCUGCCCGUGUUUGUGCGCAUGAUCGACAAGGACUCCAACUGGGGCUGGAACAAUGGUUUACCGACGUUGCUAACGACGCUCCUGCAGCUCAAUAUGGUCGGUUAUCCGCUCGUCCUGCCCGAUAUGGUCGGUGGCAAUGGAUACGACAAUCAGCCACCUUCGAAGGAACUGUUCAUCCGGUGGCUCCAGGCGAACGUGUUUAUGCCGAGCAUCCAGUUCUCGUACGUUCCGUGGGACUUUGACGCCGAAACGGUCACCAUCUCACUCGCCAUGAUUGAGCUACACCGCUCGAUAACGCCGGCCAUUAUGGAGCGUUUCGCGCUGGCCGUUUCAGAGGGGGCACCCGUCAAUGCACCACUCUGGUGGCUCGACCCAUCCGACCGGACGGCCCAGACCAUCUACGAUCAAUUUCUCCUGGGAGAUGACAUCAUUGCCGCACCGGUCAUCGUGGAAAACGCACGAGCACGGGACAUCUAUAUACCGCAGGGUAGCUGGACGGAUGGUAACACCGGCCAGAAGCAUGUAGGGCCAACGUGGCUACGGAACUACCCGGUACCGCUCAGCAUGGUACCAUAUUUUACGAGAAGCGCUCAGUGAACGUUGUCGUUGUCCAGGAUAUGUUUCAAUAGAAAAUAACAUUCCAGGGGCUGCCGGUUGCGAAAUAAGUUAAAAUAAAACGGCCACCGCCUCUUGUUAAAUGCUCCA